This is a messenger RNA of Ichthyophthirius multifiliis, 1017 nucleotides long. Its product is annotated as MORN repeat protein. Lineage: Eukaryota; Ciliophora; Oligohymenophorea; Hymenostomatida. The record is from RefSeq and is a predicted model, not a curated record. Gene Ontology annotation, cellular component: cytosol. The transcript has a single exon.
AUGGAAUAACAUUAAGUUGAAGAGCAAAUUAAAGAAAACUAAGAUUCAAGCCCUUAAGAAAUUUGGCAGGAAAUUAAUUAACUAUAUUAGGAAGAUUCUUCCCCCUAAUAAUUAUAAAAAAAUUAUAAAUUUAGAAUACUUUUAUUAUCCUUUUUAAUCCUUAUAAUAUCAAUAAUUAUUUACAAAUUUUCAAAACCUGAUAUAUACUCAAAAGGCGUAAAAUUAUUUUCUUUUGGAAUAUAUGAAGGAGAGUUAUUGAAUGAUAUGCUUCAUGGAUAAGGCACCUUUAAAUGGAAUAACAAUAAUACUUAUCAAGGUCAAUUUAAUUAAAAUUAAAUACAUGGAAAUGGCUUAUUUGCAUGGCUAGAUUAAAAUGCAACAAACUACGGGGAUUAUUAUGUCGGUAAUUUUAAAGAUGAAAAAUUUCAUGGAAAAGGUGUUUAUAAUUGGAAAAAUGAGGAUAAAUAUGAAGGAGAAUGGCUCAAUGGAAAACAACAUGGAUAAGGAGUUUUCACCAAAAAAAAUGGUGAUGUAUAUACAGGAGGAUUUUUUCAAGGAAUUAAUUAUGGAAAAGGACUAUAUAAAUUUGCUAAUGGAGAUACUUUAGAAGCAUAUUUUAUUAAUGGAAAAGCUUAAGGUAAUGGUACUUAUAAAUCUGUUUAAAACUAAACAUAUUAGGGAAAUUAUAUUGAUGGAAAAAAGCAUGGAAAAGGAAUUUAUUAAUGGGAAAAUGGUAAUAAAUAUUAAGGAGACUUUAUUGAAGACUAAAUAACAGGGUAUGGAUCAUUUUAUUUCUAAAAUGGAGAUAAAUAUAUUGGGGAAUUCGAUAAUGGAUUUUAGAAUGGAAACGGAACUAUUUAUUAUAAUAAUGGAGAUAUGUAUAAAGGAAGAUUUUUAAUGGGUAAUAAGUAUGCUAAUGGAUUUCAUCAUUUUAAAAAUGGUACUGUUCUUAAAGAAAAUUAUAAUAUUCAAUUUACUGACGGAGAAAAACCACCAAAAGAUAUUACAUUUGUAUGA